CCCGCUAAGAUCUGAAGCCGAUGAUGAGGAAGAGUUUGUUGGUGGUGAACGCUGACGACUUCGGUUACAGCGACGAGAGAGACGAUGGGAUCGUGGAGUGUUACCGGAAUGGUCACAUCAGCAGUGUGUCCCUGUUAGUGAAUGGCGUCCGUGCUGAGAAUGCUGCCAAACUGGCCAAACAGAACAACAUGCAUUUGGUCACAGGUCUGCACGUGAAUCUGACGGAGGGUCAACCAAUAGGGCAGGGGUACCGAACUCUGAUCCGGAACGGAUGUUUCCUUGGCAAGUUUGGUUUCCGGGAAGCGGUCAAUGAAGGACAGCUCGACAUUAUAGAGGUUCGGCGGGAGAUUCAGGCCCAGAUAGAUAAGUUCCGGGAGCUGAUGGGUAAUGAACCCUACCAUGCAGACGGACACCAGCAUAUACACGUGAUUCCCGGUAUUGUGGAGACGUUCGCCGCGGUGCUGAGUGAGAAUCAUGUCAAAGUCACCCGCCUACCGAGGGAAAGGGGCGUGGUCUCGGAGGUCUGGGCCACUCCCCAACAGGCUGGGUUCAUGAAGGAAGUUGUUCACCAAUCCGAGCAUGCCAGUAAAGUGUUCUCCUCACACAAGCUGUGGUACGCUAGUAUUAGUCCCUCACACAAGCUGUGGACAUGUGAUGAGUUUAUAGGCUUGAGGACAAUGGGUUCUAAUAUGACAAUCGACAGGGUGACGUCACAUCUGUCUGAGGUUUAUGACAUCACAGACUCGCCAGAGCCGGACAAACGGACAGAUAUAGCAGCAGGACAAGAACGAGUGGUUACAUGUGAAUGGAUGGUACAUCCUGGUCACGUGACUUCCGGUGAAGGUGGCUGUGGAGAAGGCCCGGAUGAUUUUUCUAAGUCACAUGAUCGACAGCAUGAAAUAGACAUUCUAUCCGACAAAGCCUUAGUGAACGUUUAUAGGUCUAUGAACAUCACAAUGACAAACUUCAAAGACUGUUUUACUACAAUAAAAUCUUAACUGGCAA
Pecten maximus is the source of this 1005-nucleotide messenger RNA. RefSeq names its product carbohydrate deacetylase-like. The record is from RefSeq and is a predicted model, not a curated record. Gene Ontology annotation, biological process: carbohydrate metabolic process. NCBI's taxonomy places the organism in Eukaryota, Metazoa, Mollusca, Bivalvia, Pectinida, Pectinidae. The coding region runs from base 21 to 998 and encodes 325 amino acids. Gene Ontology annotation, molecular function: deacetylase activity. The transcript has 5 exons.